CAUAAAGCCACCUCUCUUGAGAUUUGUAGUCCUGCAAGUUGCAUGGUGACCUUACUAGUGUUGGUGGCAUGAAAAAGCAUCUAGCCAUAGAAGUCAAACCAAAGCAGAUAUUGGGGCACGAUGCAGUCCUUGGACCUGUCAGAUCCUGCCAAACCAUCCAGUCCAUGCCAGCAUGGAACACAGAUGUUAAUGAUGAUGAUGAUGAUGGUAUAUAUUACACAUAUGUCUCAGUAUAUAAAAGUUUAUUGGGCUAUAUAUAUUAUGGGUUGGGAUUAAAAAUUGUUUGUAUGAAUAGGUAAAUGUAUUUAACAUUUAACACAUCAGUUGUCAUUAGUUUUAUAAACAUCAUAAAGAAUGAAAUAUGUGGCAGUUUCAUGGGCAAAAAGAAAUUAAAAAUUGAAUUUGUAACAAUUGCUUUUUUGCAAAAUUGUUUCCUCCCAUGAUGAGUCAGAAAAAAAAUUUCAUAAGUCACACAUGAACAUCUUAUUGCUGGUUACAUUCUCCAAAACUGAUAGGGAUGAAAUGGAAUUUUGGAGAAAUUUUUAUUGCCAAAUUGUAAUUUCUAAUGUUUAAGACACAGAAAUCCAAAACAAUAUUUGAGAGCAAAUAAAUAAAAAUGUUAGUAUGAAACGUUUUCAUUCUGAAAAUUUGUAAGCAAAUCAAUUAGCUUUUUUUGCAAAUUCAUAAUAAUAAUAUGUGUAUGUAGAUUUGUUUCUUAUGUAUGCACUCGCUGUCAACAAAUGAAAUGUCAAAGAGAUGUGUUUGAUGUGAGGGUCACAGUUAAGAUGAUAUCUGGUCUAUAUUAAGAGUAGCCAAGCAGAUAAAUAUUUAGUAAUUUAAAUGCUGAAUAAUUUUGAGGGCAGAUAGUGAAAGACAUGGAAGAGUUUAGCAGAAAUUACACAUUAGUAUUAAAUUUCUGUACAAUUAUACAUCAUAGUUUACAGAAUAAUCUUGUUCAUUUGUAUUUCUCUCAAUAUUGACAUAGCAAAUGGUGGAGGAAGUCAGAAAGAAAUAGGUGUAUGGUGACAUUCACAUAGUAAUUGCUGAUUCGAAAUAUAUCAAAAACAUGUAUCUGUAAGAUUUUGAAAACAGACUGACAGCAUCCAGUACACAGUUAACUGUUUUUUAAAACCUUGAUUAAGUUACUGUGAAUUUUAAAUUAAGGCUGCAACAGAGAUAUGGAACAUGAAAAUUUCCUUGGUUUGUGUACAGUGUCUUCCAGAUCUGUGUGCAUCUCGAGGACUGGAGUCAUUGUAGUUGCUGAUUUUAAAUUUCAAGAUUGAAUUCUAGUGAGAGAAACUACUCCAAUGCAAUAUCUUGAAACUGUUUCUUUACAAUCAAGACUUCUAUAGACUUUGUCAAAUGUUACAUUUUUUUCUGUAUGAGAAAAUAACAUUGUAAUUAUUUAUUGAAACGUUUCAGAGAAUUUCAUUUUCUUCAUUACACAUUGAAAUUAAACAAAAAUUUUUUUAGAAUAUUUGAAAGAAAAUCAUGGAAGACAAACUGGAGGAGAGUCAGGCCUGUGAUGAAACACAGCCUGAAUCUAGUGAGGUAUCUAAUCAGGAGUGUGUAGAUACAGAGAAAAAAGCUUAUCAUUUUGACAUUCAUAAGAAGACAUUCUCACAAUAUAAUGUACUUCUUACAAGCAUAAAACUUAAAUAUUCCAAAAUGUGUAACAAAACAAGUGCUAAGAGCCGUUCAUUCUCUAAGGGUAUUCAGUCGGAUCAGAGUGAUUUUGAAUGCUUAAUCUGUGGUAAAAUAUUCUCUCGGAAAUCUUAUUUGACUAGACACAAACGUAUACACAGAAGCAAGAAAUCAUACCGCUGUGAUAUCUGUGACAGAGCUUUCAAUGACAGCAGUACUUUGACGAAUCAUAGACGUAUUCAUACUGAUGAGAAGCCAUAUCACUGUGAUAUUUGUGGGAGAAGGUUCACUCAAUUUGGUCAUUUGAGUAGACACAAAUAUACUCACUCAGGAGAGAAACCACACCGUUGUGAUAUUUGUGGGAAAGCAUUCUCACAGGUUGAUAGUUUAACUCGUCACAUACGUAUUCACACAGGAGAGAAACCAUAUCAAUGUGGUGUUUGUGGUAAAACAUUUUCUCGAAGCUCUUAUUUAAGUGUUCACAAAUCUGUUCACACCAGAGAAAAGCCACACCGCUGUGACAUCUGUGGGAAAACCUUCUCUGGGAGAGGUAACAUGACGAAUCACAAACGUAUUCACACUGGGGAAAAACCAUACCAUUGUAAUAUAUGUGGGAAGACCUUCUCUGGAUGCAACAGUUUAACUAGUCAUAUACAAGUUCACACGGGAGAUAAGCCAUACCACUGUGAUAUUUGUGCAAAAACGUUCUCUACCAGUAGUAGAUUAACUAGACAUAUACGCACUCAUACUGGUGAAAAACCAUUCCAUUGCAACACCUGUGGUAAAACAUUCUCUCAAAAUGGUCAUUUAACUCAACAUGUACGAGUUCACACUGGUGAAAAACCAUUUCACUGUGAUAUCUGUGGUAAAACAUUCACUCAGAGAGGUCAUUUAACACUUCACAUACGUGGUCAUACAGGUGAGAGACCAUACAGUUGUGAUAUUUGUGGUAAAGCAUAUGCUGAUAAUCAGAGUUUAACUCGUCAUAAACCUGUGCACACAAAUAAGAAAAAAUCAUGAUAUCUAUCAAGAAAUGUUGAGAAAGGACAAUAGUUUGAUAAUCACAAAGUCAUGGUACACAAACCAUUAAACAAUAUACUUUGCUGAAAGAAAAAAAUGUCCAAAUUACUACUUCAUGACACUAUACAGGAAUUCCUGUAAGAUCGGUAAUAUAAUAAAAUGUCAUGAAACUUCAUGGAAACUAGAUAAAAGCCAUAUUUAUAUAUAUAAAACUUAUGUGAUUUGAGAAUAUUUUGCAAUAUGUCAAAGGAAAUUAUAAAUCACCCUAUUGUGCUACUGUUUUUGACUUUCUAAAACAAUGUUUUAUCAUUUGCAAUCAGAUGCAUUACAUGGUUGAAAAGUUUUCAAAAAUAAUAUUCGCACACAGGUUAACAAAUAUCACUAAUUUGUAAUAUUUUUAAAAAAAUUUGAUCUUUUCAAUAAACAUUUUUUUUUUUUACCCAGAACAUUCUUCAAUGUGGUAUAAUUCACAAAUUUACUUUGGAAUAAUUUUCUUAUUUAGUCUGAUUGCACAGACAUUUGUCAUUAUUUUCAUGUUAUGAGCAAUCGACAAUUGUGUUUUGUGACUGAAAUACUUUUGUGUUUUUCAAUAAUUAAAAUUAUUAUUAUCUGAGAAAACAUUUUUGU
This is a messenger RNA of Octopus bimaculoides (California two-spot octopus), 3291 nucleotides long. RefSeq lists its product as uncharacterized. Gene Ontology annotation, biological process: regulation of DNA-templated transcription. Lineage: Eukaryota; Metazoa; Mollusca; Cephalopoda; Octopoda; Octopodidae. The record is from RefSeq and is a predicted model, not a curated record. Gene Ontology annotation, molecular function: DNA-binding transcription factor activity, RNA polymerase II-specific; RNA polymerase II cis-regulatory region sequence-specific DNA binding.